Exophiala spinifera is the source of this 1641-nucleotide messenger RNA. RefSeq lists its product as uncharacterized. The record is from RefSeq and is a predicted model, not a curated record. The coding region runs from base 1 to 1641 and encodes 546 amino acids. The transcript is spliced from 4 exons. Gene Ontology annotation, biological process: secondary metabolic process. Gene Ontology annotation, molecular function: CoA-ligase activity. NCBI's taxonomy places the organism in Eukaryota, Fungi, Ascomycota, Eurotiomycetes, Chaetothyriales, Herpotrichiellaceae.
AUGAUCUUCACCUCGGAUUAUCAAAUUGACAUUCCUAACCAAGAUAUCUUGACAUUCCUCUUUGAACGGACAAGGUUCAAAGACAACGACCCAAUAUGGCUCGACGCUCUCAAUCCAAAUCUCAAUGUCACUCUCGGACAAGCCAGGGAUCUCACGCACCGAAUCGGUCGAGGUCUCCGGGAUCUGGGUAUCGGCACACGGCAUGGCGGUGAGGAUAUCGUCUUGUCGUUCGUCGAGAACCAAGUCAUGGUCGCUCCGACGCUGUUGGGAGUUCUGUGUGCAGCUGGUAUCCAUGCUACCUGCCCGAUGACGGCGACGCCCUUCGAACUCACUCGGCAGCUGAAGCUGAGUAGCCCAAAGAUACUGAUCUGCUCGCCGCAGACGAGACAAGUCGCUGAAGAAGCUGCUGCUCAGUCUGGGAUCCGGGGUAUUCGGCUCUUGGUCAUGAAGUCUGAGUUGCUGGACAUCGUCGACGAAAAUGGAAAGUCUAUUGUCAGCAGAUCUUAUCUUCAAUGGCGGAAGAUCACAGACAAGGCUGAACUCGAGAGUACAACUGCUUGUCUGGUCUACUCGAGUGGGACCACAGGAGUGCCCAAGGGCGUAAAGAUCACACAUUACAACAUUGUAGCCAACCUGUUACAAAUGGCGUUUCACUUCGACCAUUUUGCCAACAAGGCCAUCAGCGAAGGCGAAUACCUCCGCAUGCCGGGCAUAAUGCAAAAUGCCGUCGUGCUCGGGAUCACUGUGCAGACAAUGAUGGCCAUGCAAUGCGGAAUGCAAGUAUACAUGUUCAAGAAGUUCGACUUCCCCUACUUGAUCGAAUGUAUCCGCAAGUACCGUCUUUCGACAUUCUUCAUGGUCCCUGCGAUUUGGAAUCGGAUCUCAAACGAAUGCACCAGAGAAGACCUUGUCGGGUUCAGGUUCGUCAUGAGCGGAGCCUCACCUCUGCCUCGGGAGUUACAAGAGAAGAUGCAAAAGAUGUUACCCGAGGGCGUCAUCAUGCGAGUAAAUUGGGGCAUGACCGAGACAACGACCGGUGCUGCACAACCUGCGCCCAUGGAAACCGGCACCGAAGGCAGCUCCGGACGACUCUUGCCCAACAUGCAGGCAAUCAUCAUAGACACGGAAGGCAACAGACUUGGUCCAGGUCGGUCCGGGGAGUUAUGUGUCAAAGGACCAAACAUGAUUCGCGAAUAUUUCAAGAAUCCUGAAGCUACGAAGGGAGCCUUCACUCAAGACGGAUGGUUUCGAAGUGGCGAUAUCGGGUAUUUCUCAGAAGACGGCAAAUUGUUCAUUGUGGGCCGGUCAAAGGAACUGCUCAAGUACAAAUCUCAUCAAAUAUCCCCAACUGAGAUCGAAGCCAUACUAGGCCAAUGUCCUGGCGUCGCAGAUAUCGGCGUCAUCGGCGUACCCGACGGCAACGGAAAUGAUCUUCCACGAGCAUAUAUCGUAGCUUCAAAGUCAUCAGUGUCUGAAAAGGACAUUCAUGACUUCCUGCAUGUCAAAGUUAGCACGUACAAACGGCUCCGAGGAGGGGUGAGAUUCGUCGACGAGAUUCCUCGGAACGUCAAUGCAAAGAUCAUGAGAAAUGUGUUGAAGGAGUGGGUCGAGAACGAGAUGAUUCCCAAGGCAAAGCUGUAG